Paramecium octaurelia is the source of this 643-nucleotide messenger RNA. The record is from the annotation of a GenBank genome assembly. NCBI's taxonomy places the organism in Eukaryota, Ciliophora, Oligohymenophorea, Peniculida, Parameciidae.
CUCUUAUUAGAUGAGUGAAGGUGAUUAGGUGUUGGGGAAAAUGGACUAUUAGACAUACAAAAUUAUCAAGGAGUAAAAUGAGCAAGGCUAAGUUAAAAUUACAGAAAACGAAGUAGAAAUUGAGAGAUUAAAAGCAACAUUAAGAGAAUUAAUAUUAAGAACGGAAGAAAUGCAUAAGGAUUUUGAAAACCAAGAAUAAGUACUUCUAAAGAUUAUAAAGUUAGGAAAAAAUUAUUUUGGAAAAGAAUAUUGAAUAAAUCAGAAGUGAAGAUGAAUCUAAGUAAUUUAAAUUGAAAGACCAAUUGAUUCAAUUUGAAAACCGAUAUACAAAAUAAGAAAAGCUAAAUGAAAUAGAAUUCAAUUAAUAACAAUUCAGAGAACCAAAUAGAUAUUUUUGUGAUGUAAUUUAUGUAGAUAUAUUUAGAUAUAAAAAUGCAAGGAUGGCAAAAAUUAAUUGAAAAUCUUGUUCCACCAAGACUUUAAGGUAAAACAGUUGUUGACUGAUAUUCAGUAAGACUCUACGAAUUUUAUUGCUUAUUUGGAAAAUAAAGAUAUUUCUCAUGUGAUUAAACAGCAAAUUCUAUCAGAUUCAAUUAAUAAUUAAGUGAUGUAAGGAAAUGAGAUAACCAUUAAAAUUGAAUGA